UGUUUGUGUCUGUGUCUCUCUCUAUGUGUGUGUAUGUGUAUUUAAGGCGGUACAUCACGUACAGUCCACAUUAGCGUGACAGUGGGUGUGUUUCUCCGAAAGAAUGAAUCAGUACAUUUCAGAUCAUUGAAGGACAACUGAGACACACACACACACACUCAGUCGAUGAAGACGAAGACGAAGAGGAAGAAGCAGCAGCAGCGGGGACGAGUCAGAGACACAGCUUUACCAGCAACAGCAACAGGGAGCUGUGAGUUUAGCUAACUAACGUCACACCGCUGCUAACCACGUGCUCUGGACAAGGACAGAUGUGUUAGAACAUCACCGGCACCGAUCUGAGACCAGACUCUCCAGUCACCUGUAAUGCAGUCGGGAGCCUGACAGCAGCAGCUAUGUUGGCGAGGGCCACCCUGAGCAGAGGAAUUACUGCCCUCCGCCUCAGUAAGAAUAUGACUCUGUAUGUGAAUGAAUUAGCGUCUCCAGCCUCAGGAAGCCAGACCCUGGCCUCUGAAGAACCCAAGCCCCUCAUGCUGAUGCUACCGUGGCUGGGUUCGCGUCCCCAAGCUGUGGCCAAGUACUGUGAGAUCUACUUCCGCACCGGCUUCGAUGUGCUCGUAGUGGAGAGUGAGGUGAAACACUUCCUCUGGCCUCGCUGGGGUCUGGAUCAUGGAAAGAAUUUGAUCGAGUUGCUCCAGAGCGAACGCUUUGUGUCCCGCCAACUCAUCGUCCAUGCCUUCUCUAUCGGUGGCUACACGUUUACCCAGCUGCUGGUUCAUGUGUCCCGGGACAUGCAGAAAUAUCAGUCGCUCACAAAGAGGAUCAAAGGUCAAGUCUUUGAUAGCUUGGUGAUGGGCACUGUGGAGAUGAUGGCCUCAGGUCUAGGUAAAACCGUAUUUCCUCGUUUGGAGUCACUGGUAAAAAAGGUGAGCAUGCUAUACUUUGGCAUGUUCAAACAGCAAACGGUGGACUACUACAACACAAGCAUCGAUGUGUUUUGGAACACACCAAUCCCCGCCCCCUCACUGUUCCUCUUUUGCGAGAACGAUCUGUUAAGCGACGCGCAGACUACGAUUGAAUUGAUCGACUUCUGGCGAAGGCGCGGGAUAAACAUCACCACAAAGAAGUGGGCGGAUUCAACACAUGCAGGUCACCUGAAGAGGCACCCACAGGAGUAUGUGACCGCACUGGAAUUAUUCUUCUAUUCACUCAAUGUCGCUCCGCUGAAGGCCAAGAUGUAAGAUGGUCGCACUUAAACUUGAUUCCACGUCAGCUUGACUGUUCCUGUUUUCUUUGUUUCCCCGAAAUGUUUGUUGUCUUUUUGUGUGUGUUGCAGUAAUAUUAAGAAAGCACUUUGAUUAAUGCUUGCAGGUAUGUUUAAAUUAUACUGUAGUUCAGUUUCCACUACAAAUCACUUUUAGAAGAUGAAUAUAGAUGGAGUUAAUGGAACAAUGUGUACAGAGAUGGCCACAAGCACAUUUUCUGUAUGGAUCAUUAACACAGGCAAUUGUAUUUGUAAAGUACAAUCCAUUACAGGUUAACUCAACUUACUUUACAUUAAAGUGCAUACAAGAAGUUACAUGAGAUUGUAUUAAAUAACUGUGGCUUAUUUUACACAUCAUUUUACACAUCUUUGUUUUUUUUUUUACCCCUCGCCUGAAUGUUCCGGACAGUUUCCUGUUGUUGUGAGCGCGUCUGACCUGGAUACUCUCCUGAUGCGUUCUGCGCACGUGAACGGCAAACUCUGCCUUGACCCAAUUUAUCGCUCAUUUUCUGAAAUUCCUGUCGGAAAACUGCUAAUGUUUCGUCAUUGCUUGAAGUUUGAUAAACCGUUCCAGUGUUCAAACUCCCAUUACUUAAUGUUUAAUAACGUUUAUGUUUGCAUACACAACUGAUAAGCUCCAGUUCAUACUGAGAUUAUUUUUUAUCGUGAAAGAUAUGCAAAAUGUACUUGUCUUUUCAGGGACUAUAUUGUGGUACACAGGAAGUACUGCAGUGUUGUGUCUGGCAGCAGCAGUAGAAGAAUAGCACUAAUAGCAAUAGUAGCAUUAAUAUAGCUGGAAGACUUAUAGAAACUUAAAAUUCAUAAACCUCAUGAAUAGAAACUUAAACAAAUAUAACCAGUGCCUUGAAGAAUAUCUAAUAAUUUAAAAGAAAUUCCACCAUGUAGGUGUUUGUUGAACUGGAUGAAAACCAGAUGAUAACAUCUUGAUAUAUGCAGGAGCUCAUGUGAGCUGGUGGUAUCCAUCAGUUACGUGGGCGUUUUUCCAUGUUGUGAGAUCUUUACAACUGUUUAUCUGUCUCCAUUCUUUCUAUCAAUAUUGUUUUUCCUCACAAAGUUGCAACUAACAACUGAACAUUUGAAAACCUCUGGAAAUUGUACAAACUGUGGUCUCUCAUAACUUGAACAUCUCCUACAUUUCUGACAUGUAUACUUAUAUUCCAGACUAGUGUUUCUUUAUCUAUUCUCUUGCUGGUGGUCUAGAAAUAAAUAUGUGAGAAUCUUC
Molecule: messenger RNA, 2504 nt
Organism: Hippoglossus stenolepis (Pacific halibut)
Lineage: Eukaryota; Metazoa; Chordata; Actinopteri; Pleuronectiformes; Pleuronectidae
Exons: 4
Coding region: 393-1238 (281 amino acids)
Molecular function (GO): serine hydrolase activity
Source: RefSeq, a predicted model, not a curated record